UGAGCCCACAUCCCAGUACUCUCUCUCCUCACUAACUGAGGUAGAGUCACCCUGGCUGCACUCCCCUCCUCGGAGCCCGAGAGUUGCCCGUAGCAACCUAUACAGCAGUCGUCGUGGUGCCCGGCGCGCUGACGUCAGAACCCCGCGCAAGCGCGCCUCUUGCAGUGCGGCGACGUGUGACGUAAUUUGCGGUGGUGGGUGCUCGAGCUCCGGCGGUUUGAUUCCCUCCUGCCGUUCGGUUUCCGUUGCCCGCGCAGCGCUCUAUACAGAGGUCACGGAGCGCAACUUCCUGCAGGCAGACACAGAGCGGCCGCCCCCUCCUCCAGCCCGGACACACAGCACGCAGCCCGACCCGGUAACCGCCAUGAGCGUGGAGGCGUACGGCCCGAGUUCGCAGACCCUCACCUUCCUCGACACGGAGGAGGUCGAGCUGCUCGGGGCCGACACUCAGGGCUCGGAGUUCGAGUUCACCGACUUCACGCUGCCCAGCCAGACCCAGACACAGGGCCAGACGCAGAGCCAGCUGGACGGACAGGUAGGCCGCACGGCUUCCGGGAGACACAGGGAAGGAGGGAGGGAGGGAAGGAGGGUGACGGUGCGGCCUAGGGGGACCUCGUGUGUCCUGUGCUGGCACCCUGCCCCGGGCUCAGAGCUGGCAGGCUGGAUCCCUAGUGACCCCGGCCGCCUGGGACCCUGCCCUGGAUAAUAUGACCGUGUCAUGACUCCAUGGGAAGUGCUGUGCCCCAUGUGUUACCGGGAGCACUCACUGCAUGCCUCCAGCUCUGAGUGCGCACUCAGGGCCCGGGGGGGGAGGGCUGAUAUUGCCUGUUACCUUUUUAAAUUAUUUUAUAUUUUUACGUCUGCAUUGGAUUUCUUAAAAUCUUUGUUUCCAAAGUUGGGCAAGUGUUUUGGCAUCGUGUUAAUGUUAUAAUUCUUAAUAUUACUAAUAAUGUAAAGCUCCUCAGAAUAAGUUGGAGCUAUUUGAGUGUCAAAAAUAGUAAUAAGUAAUCUUGACAUGUUGUUGGUAUAGGCUCUAUAGUUUAUUGUAGUGGUGAAGUUUCUUUUUUGGGCCACUUGGCGUUUGUCAGGAGAAUUGGAAAUUUUGUAAAUUGUAAUUUUAUAUCACGCAAAAUGGACUCCCCUUUCAAAUAUAUUCUUAUUUUUAAACCAUUAACGACAAUUGCACACGUUACGGAAUUUUGGAAUGUGGGUAUAUUUCAAUUUUAUAGUUGUAGUUUUUGUAUGUGUCAAGAUUGAGAAGGCUGGAUAGCUUCUUUAUAGAAGAUGAAAGCAGAACUGUUUUUUUUCUGUAGAGUAAGAAGAUGAGCGCAAUACAUUUACGCACUUCUGUCAACAAUUAUUGUAUUUAUGUAGCGCCAUCAGAUUCCGUAGCACUGUACACUGGGUGGACUAACAGACAUGUAAUUUUAACCUGACAAUUGGACGUACAGGAACAGAGAGGUCGAGGUUCUAGAAGGAGUGGGGUAUAGUGACACAAAGGGUAAAAGCUGGGGUACAAAGUAGGUUGUUAGAAAAGUAUUAAUUGAGGGCUUAGGUAAUUUUUGACAGUUGCGGGAGAGGCGUCAUGGGGGAUAAAAACCUAACAGUUUAAUUGAAAUACUUUCUUGAAGUGAGUUUUCAAUGAUUUUUUUUUUUUUGAAUGAGUGGAGACUGGGUGAAAGUCUUAUGGAGAAGGGAAGGGAGUUCCACAGAAGAGGUGCAGCCCUGGAGAAAUGUUUGAGGCGUCCAUUAGAGGUGGGCGUACGGACAGAGGAUAUACGCAGGUCUUUGGUAGAGCGUAGGGGCCUCAAUGGGAUAUACUUGUGUAUUAGGGAGGAUAGGCAGGUUGUAGCAGCAUUAUGUAGGGACUUGUAAGCAAGCACUAGAAUCUUAAAUUGAGCCCUAUAUCUAACUGGAAGCCAAUGCAGGAACUGACAGAGCGGGGAGGCAUGGGAGGUGCGAGCGGACUGGAAAAUGAGCCUCGCCGCCGUAUUCAUUAUAGAUUGCGGCAGUGCAAUCUGGGAACACGUAAGACCGUAGUCAAUGAUAUUUCAAGACUGUAUAGCUCAUUUGGGUAUAAUAAAGGGACUUGCACUUUUACAUACAGUUGUAGCCACCUUUAUCUAGGUAACGUGCAUUUUUCUUAAAAGUAAAGUAGUAUCGGUUUCGUUUUUAUAUCCUAUUGUGUCUUUACAUAAUUUUGGUGAAUAGUCUCAAUCUAAUGACAUUUUUUUAAUAAAAAAUAAUUGAGAAUUUAUGCAAUCUGUCAAUUUCUGCAUUUAAAGGCGAUGAUUACAAAUCAAGUUUGGCAUAUUGAGUUUGUAGUGUAGGUUAGGGUAAUAGAUACUUUUUAAAAAAAUUUUAUAAUAUUUGAAAUAUAUUUUUGUACGUAAGAGAUAUUGCAGUGUCCUUCAGAGUGACAGUAUAUCAAUAGUACAAUGUCCAGCUCAAUAUUCCAAGCUAAAUUAAUGUAAACAUGCCCCAUGUUUGUCUGUUUCAUAUGUGUACUCAUUUGGAUAAAAGAGGGGAAAACUGAGAUGGGCCCAACUGUCCAGAACAGACUGAGUUAAUGGUCGUUGUAUGGUUCCACAAAGAAAAUCUUGACUCUACUUCACCUAAAGAUGUAUGACUCCUUAUAGUGAAUUUGUUUCUAAAGGAAAAUAGAGCGUUCAAAAUUUUACAGUAAAUCACACUUAAAGGACAACUAUAGGCAGCUUAAUGAAGUGUUCUGGGUGCCAGGUCCAGCUAGGGUUAACCUUUUUUUGUUUUAAAUAAACCAUAGCAGUUUCAGAGAAACUACUAUGUUUAUAAUAGGGUUAAUCCAGCCUCUAGUGGCUGUCUCUUGACAGCCGCUAGAGGCGCUUGCGUGCUUCUCACUGUGAUUUUCACAGUGACAAGACGCCAGCGUCCAUAAGAAAGCAUUGUGAAUGCUUUCCUAUGGACUGGCUGAAUGCGUGCGCAGAUCCUGCCGCGCAUGCACAUUCAGCCGAAGAAGAGGGGAGGAGAGCUCCCCGCCCGGCGCUGGAGAAAGAGUUGAGUUUAACCCCUUCCUCUACCCAGAGCACGGCGGAAGGGGGGGACCCUGAGGGUGGGGGCACCCUCAGGGCACUAUAGUGCCAGGAAAACAAGUAUGUUUUCCUGGCACUAUAGUGGUCCUUUAAUUUCACCUGCAUCUAAAAUGGUCUUUAAACAAUCUCAGAAACAAAACGAAUCUCGGUUUAAACAGUGAUUGACAGUUGCUUCAUGCAUAAAUUGUACUGUAGUUAUGUCACAUCUUCCCCAUCCACUAUACAGGAACCUGCACAGAGAUAUCCAUACAGUCUGGCAGUGGGUAGGAAAGCCAAUGCUGAAGACUACUUUUAUACUAACCAUUCUUUCUGUUUGAUAACAAACCUAGGGUACUGACAGUGUCAGACCUUUUUUUUGACUCGCUGUGUGUUAUAAGAGGGAACAGCCAAUGUAAAUGAGAUUUAAUUAGGAAGGAUACAUGGGGACUUUGGUACUUUCCAAGUACACCCUGGAAUAUGCAAAUUAAUUGCACACUUUUUAACUUGAUGGAAUCUGUUUGCCAGUUUACAGCAUUCAAAUGUCAUUAAUUUAAUUUACAGACAUUAGAACUUGACACAUUUGCUUGGAAUCUUGGAGCGAGGUUAGUAGCCAGGAUUAAUGUAAAUGUAAACAUUGCUUAUUAGUGAAAAAGCAGUGUUUACAUUGCUGCCUAGUAACGACUCUAGUGACAGUCACUCAGACAGCCACUAGAGUUGAUUCCUAGUCAAGUGCUGCAUACUCUCACAGGAGGUCGCUCUCCACCCAUGGUUGCUAUAACUUCCUAGCCGGCGCUGGCUAAGGAGUAUAAAACCAGAGGGACGUGGCAUCCCUCUCUUCAGGCACUGGCAACAAAGAGCGUGUCAGCGUCAUGGAGAUUUGCUCAGCUUGGGAAGUGUCUCCAAAUGGCAAAUCAACAAAGAGCAGAGGAGGAGUGUGGGAGGACCAGAGGUGGGUGUUACAAACUGGUAACACCUACCGCUGUGAGGUGAUUGCCACAGAGGGCCGGGUAAGUAAGUUUUCAUUUAAACUCUGUGGGUUGCGACCGUUAAAGGGACACUAUAGUCUCCAGAACAACUACAGCAUAGCUCAGACAUUAAUAACAGAAAUACAGGUUUCUAUUUCUAAAUUUGAUGUUCCUUUAAUGUCUACUUAUGGCCAUCCAAAAUUAUUGGACAUUUCUAAUGUAUUUCUGUGAACAAGCUUUCCCUGUAUUUGGAGAAAAUAUCACUAUAUUUGGCGUUGUAUAUUUUAGGGUUUUGGUUAUUCGUAUCCCUCUGUUUAAACUCACUGGUUCAGAUUAGCUAAUGCUUAUUUUAUUAUCUUAGUCCAAUUAAAUUGAACAACAAAUAUAGUAUUAUCUGUUGGAUAUUCCACCCUGACCUAAAAAAAGGCAUGUAUUGCUUACGCUAUUGUAUUUAACUGCAAUUUAAGUAAAUUUAUACUUUUUAAUAAACAUCUUGUAUCGUGCCUUUUACAAUUUUACAGAAUAAGUGUGGUUUUUCCUGCUAAUGUUUAUAAGAUGUCACGAGAACUCAGUUGCAGGUUCACAUUCUUGAAGAUUAAAGGGUUACUCCAUCAAAAACCAUUGGUGUAUUAAAAGUUUAUUUUAGUUGGAGUAACACUUGCUGGCAUCCUGCUUUGUGUGCCAAGAGAUCUGCUCAGAUUUAAAGCGACAUGAGUCACUUGACAAUUAUUUUUUUUUUUUUUAACCAGCAAGCAAACACAAUCAAAUUUACCUACCAAAAUAAAGCAAGAAGUUGAAAAGUAUGGUAUAACUAUUGAUAAACUUACUAUAAACUUGGUCACGUUGCAUUGUUGGGAAACACCUCUCAACUGGGGGGGUUUCUUCAGCUCCUCUCUCCUAUACCCCUCUCAGAUCAAGACCAACCCAGUGGCAGAUUAUGCAGCAGCAGUUGAGUGAAACUUGACACCAGAGUCUGCUCUGCAUGGUCUCACUGGUCAGACUUCUUCUCUCUGUCAGAAUGUUGAAAGGUGAAGAGAACUGCACUUAUUCAGCAUUGGUUAGAUCUGUGUCAGAGUGUGUAGAAACAUUUGAAGAAAAGAUCAUAUUUACCUGUUUUUUCAGCACGUAGAGUGAGACAACUUUCUCUUUCAAACCUAAAGCUUUUGAAUUGGUUUGAUGGUUUUCACAAAGCGAUGUAUGUCUCUCUAACAUUAGCAGGCCCUGAAUUCUUAUUCCAGGCUAGCUAAUGAUGUUGCUGGAUGUUUACUCCUCCAGCAGCUUCGUCCAAUUUCUCUCUUCUUUCAAACUGAAAAACUGCUCACAAUAGUACAACUUCAAAACAUUAAAGUGGUCGUGGUGCUCGGAAUAACCCUUUACAUUUUCAAACUGGUUUGCAACAAACGUCAGGAAAAGGCCUAUUGCCUACUUACACAGGAAAUACAUAGCAGCCUGAAUAUAGCUCUAUAAAAAUUGUGAAUCUCAUACAUCAAAAGCGUCAUUGUACUCUUCUGUACUUAGAGCAGUUAUAAAAUGUGCUUGCGUGUAUCACUUCUAAAGAAAAUCAAAAUCUGUAUCUUUACAUUUUAUAACAAUUCUCAUGUGGAAAAAGUAAUGCUGUAAAACUGUUAACUAUUUUAUUUAUAUAGCGCCAACAAAUUCCAUAGCGCUGUAAUUAUACUUGCAAUCUACAAUAAGACACCUAUGCAGCAAGAUAUGAACCGUAUAUAGAAACAAUGUACAGGGAAAAAAUGGCGCUACGAUCUAACAUUAAAAAAAUAAGUAACCCAGUGCAGCUAAAAAAAAUCACCCAAGUCCUUUGUCACAAAAAACACUUCAUACAUACGUAGGAAUACAAUAAUUAACAAGGUGAUUGCGCACACAGUGGUACAAGAUGCUCUUGCUAUACGAUGUCUGGUAUAUCCUAUGCAGUGUAAACAUAAAAACCCAUCAUAGGGCAAUAUGUACACUUAAAAUGGAUAAAUAAGAAUAAAUUGAAACACUUCAUUAUGUUUAGAGCCCUUAUGAGUCGGGCUCUAAACAUUGUGAGUGCUCGAUUUUAUUCUUACAUCUGCUGCUCAUUGUUCCAUGGGACCACAGAGGCACAAAAUUCCUCUCUGGGAAAUCUUUUAUGGGAUUGUGUGUGUGUGUGUGUGUGUGUGUGUGUGUGUGUGUGUGUGUAUAUGUAUGUAUAUAUAUAUAUAUAUAUAUAUAUAUAUAUAUAUAUAUACACACACAGCAAUGUACUGAUAAAAAUAAAUAAAUAUAUAGUUUUUUUUUAUCAGUUCAUUGCUAUUAAGGUAGUACUUAAAAUAGAUCAGUGCGGCUUUUGUUCGAAUAGAUUUCACAGUGGGAUGUACCAGCAAUAAUAUCUCCAGAAACGCAUGAUAUAUGUAAUUUAUAACUUUGUGGCCUAUAAUUAAGCUAUCUACUGGACUUUUCAAACUGCAGUGCCCUUUACUAUGUGUCAACCAUGUCUUCCCUUUGAAAAUUAUCUCUAGCACUUUUCUUAACGUUUGUUAAACAAUAACUCAUUUAUUUGAACAUUUAGAUUAGUAAUUGCUAGUCUUUCAUGUGGAUGCAAUACUGUCUGCAUCCUUGAUUGAAUUGCAAUAGUAAUUAUUUUUCCCUUUUAUGUUUUUAAUGAAAUUAAAUAGCGAUGAAAAUAAAAUCUGCAUAUUUUGGGUGCUGUUUUAUAGGUUUAAGCAAUUUAUCUCCAAAAAUGUAAUACUUUAGCUUUGCACAAAACUACAGUUCCUUUUUUUUUUUUUUCUAGGUUAAUGGUCCAGAUGGAAUACUUCAAAAUGGUAGCGUGGAUGAUGGAGUGGGUAAAACAAGCCAGUUAUUGGGUGAGCUAAACUUUGAAGAAGAUGAAGAAGAUACCUAUUAUACAAAGGAUCUUCCAGUCCAUGCCUGCAGGUGAGCACUUUUGUGGCCAGUAAAGUCAUUAGUGGCAUAUUAUGUUUUGUGAUACUUAAAACUUCCUUAGAGACAAAAUAGGCACCCUGACCUCUUCAAUUCAAUGAAAUUUUCUGGGUGCCAUGUCACAGUAGUUUUAACCCUAUAACUGAAAACACUGCUUUCAUGCAAGAAUGGCAAUGUUUACUGCACAGGGUUAAAAUGCCUCUAGUGGCACACUGACAGCUUCCAAAGACCUUUCUGCUGAAUUAGCAGAGUGAAAUCAUAUGGGAAAGCAAUGGAUUGGCUGAUAUAAAGAUUGAUCUCCGCUGAGGAGACAGGGCUGGCUGCAGAGAGAACACAGCGGCAAGGGAGAAGAGUUAAGUAAAUUAAAUUUUUCAUGCAUUGGGGGAGCAAACUAAACUGCUACAUGACACUAGCUUUGGGAAUACACAUUUGUAUUCCUAACACUAUAGUGUUCCUUAAAUAGUGAGCUUCUCUUGUAACCUUACUCUUAGGAGAUAUGUUUGCUAAUUGUCCUUUGUUUCAUGCUUAAGUGUAGGCCGGUAUUUAAUUAAAAAAAAACAAAAAAAAAACUCAUGUUAUGUAAUGCAUAUUUUCUUUUACAGCUAUUGUGGGAUUCAUGACCCUGCCUGUGUUGUCUACUGCAACACCAGCAAGAAAUGGUUCUGUAAUGGACGUGGAAACACCUCUGGCAGGUAUGUGUGUGUGUGUGUGUGUAUAUAUAUAUAUGUGUGUGUGUGUGUGUGUGUGUGUGUGUGUGUGUAAUAAACCUCAACUAAAUGAAGUGUAAUUUGCUUCAUAGCUUGGAAAACGCAUUCCAACUGCAUCCACAUUGCUGCUUUAAGUUAGGUUGUCUUUCUUAAAAUAUAAAAGAUUAACGCCUUCAAGGCAUCCGUGGUAUAGUGCCAUGUAUGCCCUUCAAUGAUACAAUUUAAAGUUCAAUGUAUUUGUAGAAAAAGACACAAAUAUUUAGCAGUAAAAAAAAAAUGUAGGUAUGCAAACAAUUUUAAAGUGUCAGUGCAGGAAAAGUGACAUAGCAUAAUGAUAUCCCAGUAAUAUACAAGUAAAGAUCUAUAAGUAAGAGAACAAUUUAAAAAAAAAAAAUCACACUGUGAGAAAACACAAACUCUUAUGUGAGAAAGUAGGAUAAAAUUGCACUUUCUUUGUAUAGUAUGUCACAAGGAUCUAAAAUACAUAAGCAUAAAAAUAGACCUAGUGCAACAUAGUCACAAUAAAAUAUAAAAUGUGCUCUGUAAGAAAUACUCACAAUUGAGGAGUGGUUAUAGUACCACUCCAGACCAUCAGGCACAGGGAGAAUCAGACCCUUGAGAUCAUUGGAUCCUAAUGUGGGUUAAACAAAUUCACCACCAACCGGAAGUAUAAAAGUUGAAAGUUUUAUUAUUCACAAUAAUUGAAAAGUAAACAGUAAAAUCACACUGCACUCGAUGUAGACCAAAGGUUCUGGGUGUUGAAGAGCAUAUAAUCUGAGCAUCCUCUCUGUAACUCCCAGCUGGUCGCAAUCUCACUGCACGUGCAGGAAUUUGCUGGUUUCACCCCGCCUCUCUGGGCUUUCUCAAGCAUAAAAGAAAUCUCCCACGUUGAGGGUGAUUGCAUGUCACACCUUUUAAAGUGCCCAUGUCCAUACAUGAAAUAAUGUCCUUUAUGCUAUCUGCAAUUAUUCCAAUAGUCCUCAGAGACCAUAUACAUAUGCACAAUUUCAUAACCUUUCAACAUAAGGAAUACAAAAGGGGAAUACUGUUACGUACUCGCCAUAUGUCACAUCUUAUGAACUCUACAAAGAUCAAUAAACAUAAAGUGUACAGAAUAUUAAUAAAUAAAACCAUAAAAAAGGGGGCAUAUUGUCUAAAAAUAUAAUGGAUACACAACAAUCUAAACUAGGGAAUAGUCUUUAAGAGGAAUCAUAAAAAGUUAAAUCAAAAUCUAUAUUGAGACCGGCCAGGGCUAGAGUUUCCAAGUUAAACACCCACUGCAUUUCCUCUUGGCCAAUUUUCUUAAUAAAAUUCCCCCUCUCCAGUCUUUAAAAACGUUCUUAAUCCCUAUAAAGAGCAAGCCUGUAGGAUCCUGGUUAUGUACUUGUUGGAAGUGGUCUGAAACACUAUGACUAGUUACUCCUUUGCGUAUAUUAUAUACAUGUUUGCGUUUUCUUUUGUAUGGUGUUUGUGUGAUUCUUCCAAUGUACUGCAAUUUACACGGGCACUGUAAUAAAUUGAUGAUAUUGCUGUGAUGUCAUAUGUUUUCUAAUAGUGUACUCAGUCUUUGUUCUUUCUGAUUGAAACUCGUGAUGUACCCCAUUUCCUAUUUGUUGUGUGUUCCUACAGCCUAAACACAUCUUGCACCUAUACAAUCCUGUGAGUUCCCCAAACCUAUUAUUUGUUAUAUGUUUAGGUUUCUCUCUCAGAUAGCUACUAAUUAAAGAAUUCUUAAAAUUGGGAGCCCCUCUGAAAGUGAUAUAAGGUUUUUCGGGUAGUGAUUCACCUUAAUCCUUAUUCGCUUUAAGAAUGGGCCAGUACUUUAUUAAUGUUUAAUUGAUCUGUGUUGUGUAUUAUAGUCGAACACAAAAACAUCACUGGGGGAUACGUGAACACCAAAGUUGUCCUUAUAUAGUAGCUCCAGUUAUGAUUUUUCAUUACCUUCAUCCCAGGACUUUCCCAGGAUAUCCUCAGGAUACUUCUUUAUCUAGUAGUUUCUGGGUUUGUGUUUGGAAUGUACUCUCCUCCGUGCAAUUACGCCUUAGUCCAAGUAAUUGUCCCUUCGGGAUGUUAAGCCAUGGGAAAUAGUCUCCACUACUAUACAUGACAUAACCAGUAGUGUCAACUUUCUUAAAGAAAGUCAUUGUUUUAAGUGAUUCCCCCUCCACAUACAUAUUUAAAUCCAGAAAGUCUAUUUCCGCGGGACUUAUAUUACUAGUCAGCUGGGUGCCCCAGUUGUCAUUAAGAAAAUUUAAAAAGUCCUCAAUGCCCUCCCAAAUAAAAACAAAAAACAAGACACAUAGGCAAGUCCAUGUGCACCCCAGCCCAUGGUCUCCGUAAAUAAUUCUCUUCACAAUGUGCUAUAAAAAUAGUUGUAUUGCUAGGUGCAUAUCUAGUUAUUUAGUGUUCAAUUUAUACAACCAAUCAAAAAGUCUAUUUGGACAGAAGAUGGAGACUGAUCUUUGGUAAAAAAAAAUGCUUAAUGGCCAUACAGCCUUUUUCAUGUGGGAUGCAAUUAAAUAUUUAACAGUAAAUUUCAACAGAAAUUUGAAAAGCCUCAAAAUUGGACAUAUUAAAGGGCCACUCCGGACACCUUAAGAACUUAAUCACAAAGUUUUCAUGGUGUGAAUUUCAUCUGGUUAAUGUCCAAGGCUUCAGUCACACUCUCAGCCUAUCUGUAGCUCCCUAUUGUGAAAAGGGUACUUCUUUUUUACUCUCUCUUUAAAAUGGGGAGAUAUUGAUAUGCUGAAAGAGUCAUCUGACAAUCAGCCUAUCUAGUGCCAAGGAUUCCUUUUACUUGAAGGCAUCGACUGGAAGUGCAGUGGCAAAAUGAUUGGCUCCUGGCUAGAAGACUUUUGCAUUAAAAUGUUCCUUAACGGUUUAACCCCUUUGGUAAGUUGUUGCCCGGGCCUACUCGCACCAGUGUAACAAUACUGCAAUGAAGUUUUUAUGGUGCCCAAAGUGUCUCUUAAAAUAUCCCAGGUUGUCUACUUUUUCAAAUGGUAUACCAUGAUAGGAGUAAAGUACAGUUGAGGGGCUACUAAUUUGUCCUAAAAAGACACAAAAUAUUAUAUUAAAAAAUAAUAAUUGUAAAUUGGUUAAAUCUGAAAAUGUGAAAGCUGUAAUUGGUAUGUCUGUAGUUUUACUCCAUAUGAUAUUGUGAUCUUAUAAGUAGUGAUGUCCCGAACGGUUCGGCGAACAUAUGCGCUGUUCAGUCCGCCCUCUGUCAUCAUUGAGUAAACUUUGACCCUGUACCUCACAGUCAGCAGACACAUUCCAGCCAAUCAGCAGCAGACCCUCUCACCUCCUGGACAGCAUCCAUUUUACAUUCAUUGUGAAGCUGCAUUCUUAGUGAGGUGUCCAGGAGGUGGGAGGGUCUGCUGCUGAUUGGCUGGAAUGUGUCUGCUGACUGUGAGGUACAGGGUCAAAGUUUACUCAAUGAUGACGAAUAGGGGGCGGACCGAACAGCGCAUAUGUUCGCCGUCCGUGGCGAACCGUUCGGGACAUCACUACUUAUAAGGCAUUUUGCACUAAUAAGUGGAUCUGUCUUGAUAUUUGGGGGGGGUGGAGUUACAUCGCCCCAUUCCUCCGCCCGCCGUCUACAUGCAAUAUUGUGUAAAGUAUACAUAUAGGGUUUUAUAAGGGAGCCAUGUCUAUAUUAUAAAGUAAUCUAUGAGUGCACUUAUAGAGAAAGCUUUACAUUUAUGGUGGCACAAACACAAAGUUUCAUGAAAUUAGUUUUAGCUGUAUUCAGAAAAGAAGCAGUCUGAAUGUUUUCAAAGAAACGGAAGCAUAUAAAAUGAUCUUUAUUCUUUAAGUUGAACUCUUUUCAGCGAAGUACAAUUCCUCAAUUUCUUUUCAGCCAUAUUGUAAAUCAUCUAGUCAGAGCCAAGUGUAAGGAGGUAACUCUGCACAAAGACGGGCCUCUGGGAGAAACUGUAUUGGAAUGCUACAACUGUGGGUGUCGCAACGUGUUUCUCCUUGGAUUCAUACCUGCUAAGGCUGAUUCUGUGGUUGUGCUACUUUGCAGGUAUGUGAACUAGUAAAUUUAUUUGUUUUUAGCCCUGCUUUUCCUCUCUAUAAUUUGUAUAGCUGUAGGUUUAUACUUUUGUAUUGCUGAACUUUUACAUACUGAGUUUGCAAUUCAUUUGAUUACUGUUUCUUUUAAUUUAUUCUUACUGCAUAACAUGUCUACUAAGGUGAACUGAUUUUUUUUCAAAAGUGACUUUAUAACUGUCUGCUAAAUUUGGAAAAAAUCGGUCACUGCUCUGCUGGCAGUGUAGUGGCUGAGAGGGUGCAGGGGAAGGUGAUUUAUUCUUACCUGAACCUGUCCCUGCACCCAUCUACUUCACGCUGGUCUGCUUCAGCUGCCAAAAGCCCACGUUAGCACUGUACUCUAGCGCAUGCAGGAGUGUACAGUACUUGAGGUCUAUGGCGUGUCCUCCGAUAGAGCCUUUUUCCCUUCAGCCAUCACUAGUGACAGCUAAGGAUGUAAGGAAGAUACUAAGACAAAAUAUUCCUUACUUUGUCAUAAUGUAUCUUUGACGGAGUUGGAAUUCAGUUAAAUUCCAACACAGAAAAUGGGAUAUUUUUUAGAAAUUUUUAUUUUUUAUUUUUUUUUGUGAACUACUUUUUGGGGAUGAGGAUGACAGUGGUUUUUAAGAGAACAACUCUUUCAAAGAUAAACUUGUGUUGUUUUUGUUUUUUUUCUUUGUUUAAAGGCAACCUUGUGCUAGUCAGAGCAGUUUGAAGGAUAUCAAUUGGGACAGCUCCCAGUGGCAACCUCUGAUUCAGGACCGUUGCUUCCUCUCUUGGCUUGUUAAAAUACCGUCUGAGCAGGAACAACUCCGCGCUCGCCAGAUCACAGCCCAGCAAAUCAAUAAACUGGAGGAACUGUGGAAGGUAUCUUACUUUUUAUUAUCGGUUUGUAGGUGAAUGUCGAAAACUCUGUUUAAACUGUUAAGAGGUGCAAUUUUAUUGCCUAGCUGACUAUGUUGAACUGAAAAAUUCUGCUUGUAGAUAUCUGUAUUGCCAAGGUUUAGAUCAAAGAAAGGCUCCAAGGUGGUUAUAGACCCAACUUAUGCAUUUUUGAAAAAUAUAUUAAAAUCUAAUACUCACCUUUGUGUCUAGUGUCUGAAAUAUCCCAAGUUCUUCCAUGAUUUUACUGUGGGAGAUUUACAGAGCACACAUGCGGUUCUUGUCUGUGCUCCAUGCUUCCAUAUGUACAAAUCUUUCUGGUCUGGAGUAGAUUCUGGUGUAAAUUCAUUAUUGCAGCUUAAUUGUUUGAGUCCUCUUGGUUUCUGUGGGACUUGCUUCCUCUUUGUAUUUGGUAGUACCAGAGGAACUAUCACUGCUGGGAUUAUUGCGCAACCCAGUAGGCAACUCAAAGUUAGCAAUGAGCUGUGUCAUUUAUAUUUUCUCCAUUCAGUAUAUGUCAAAUGCAAAGGUGUCACAACACAUCUUGGCAUACAGUCUAAGCCGGGGUUGCCCAAAAGGUAGAUUCCCAGAUGUUGCAGAUCAACUCUCGUGAUGCUUUGUAUGCCUUUUAGAAUACCUAUAGAUUGACCAAGCAUCAUGGAAGCUGCUGUUUUAAAACAUCUGGGGGAUCUACCUUUUGUACACCCCUGGUCAAAGCCAUUUUGAAUCCUAUGACUCUGUGCACAGUAUCUUCACUGCACUUCAAAUCUGUCCUUAAUUCACAGGUAUUUUUUUGUUGUUUUUAAUAGUAAUGAUAAAUGCUUUAUUUUGAGAAAAGAAUGGUGGUCUGAUAGAUUUGUUGCUCCAGCCUAUUGAUAACCAUUUGACUUCAAUGUUUUCUUUGUUUCAGGAAAAUCCUUCUGCAACUUUAGAAGAUCUGGAAAAGCCAGGCGUUGAUGAAGAACCUCAACAUGUCCUACUUCGUUAUGAAGAUGCCUAUCAAUACCAAAAUAUAUUUGGACCUCUUGUUAAACUAGAAGCUGAUUAUGACAAGAAGCUGAAGGAAUCUCAGGUGAAAAUUCAUUAGGCUUACGAGGUAGUAUAUAAUGAGGAAGCAUUAGUCUCAGCAGCAGUCGACCGCUGUGAUUGGCUGAGAGUGUUAGCAGACAGCUUUCAGUCUCACAGCACUUGUUGGUGGUAUGGCUAGUAGGAAGUGUGUAAUCUCAGCCUUGGGGGCUGGACAGUGGGUGGCGAGGGCCACUUAUAUAGUGUUAAACUGCUCACAAAAUUGUGUAACACUGAAUGGAGGGACUGUACCAGCAGACUCCAGAGCACUAUAACAAAUUCAAAUGAGAGUAAAUAGAAAUAGUGUCUACUCUACAUAGUCCCUUUAGUAAGACUUUCCACUGCCCAACAUUUUUUUAAAUCACUGUUUAGUAGAUAUACUCAAACUGAAAAUAUGCAUUCAUUUAAUUAUGCAUAUUUUUCCAUUUGGGUUAUACCUAAAACAUCUUGUAAAAGUUGCAGUUCUCUUGUUUGCUGCCUUUGCAGUCCUUUUCCUUCCUUUUUUCCCCCAGAUUAGAUUUCCUAAGAUGCUCUGGGCAUUGUCUUCUGUUUAGCUCCACUGAGUUAGCGAAACCAUGAGCCGUUGUCUGCUUGAAAGUCAUGAGGGUGUAUCAAAGUUACUUUAUAAAAGUGCCCAUUUCUGUUGAAAUCUGCACUUCUUGUAAAACAAAAAAUGGCACUUCAGGGGUUUGACGUGUCCCUUUUAAAUUCUUAUUUCUAUAUGAAUUGCUAAAGGUGCUCUCCUGAGGACAUACUAAAAGAAUUAUCAUAAGAUUCAGGUACUAUAUGCACUUUGGAUGUUUGAAUAUAUACGAUUAUAAUGGUUUUGCCUUGUUCCUAAAUCUGUGUUUAGACUCAAGACAACAUCACAGUGCGUUGGGAUCUCGGCUUGAACAAGAAACGGAUUGCAUAUUUCACUUUGCCAAAGACAGACUCUGGUAACCAUUAAAUAUCCUUCCUUUGCUGGUUCCUAUAUUGAAUACUUCACAUCAGCCUAAAUGUCAUGGUACAUUAUCCAGAGUGUGUCAGCACUAAAAUGUUUAACUCUACAGUACCAAACUGGUUAGCCGAACACUAAUUUAUGUCUGAUGUAACUAAAAUCUAUUACACAACAACUUCUCUACAUAAUGCUGAACACAUUUGAUACAUGCCUUGACCUUGUAUAUCUGUAUGGAAUAAAUAUAUAUCAAUAUCUGAAUGUUGCUUAUGCAGGCUCAUAGUCAUAACUGUGUCUAAUUUAUGACGACGAGUUAAUUGUCAAAGUGUAAUGAGUUCUGAAUUAACCAAAGAUGAAUAAUCACUUAUGGAAAAUGUGCUUAUUUAGAUUAUAAGGAUUUUCCUGAGAAUGGACUUUUCUGCACAAACAAACCACAAAUGUCAUGGCUCAUUACAAGGAAUGUAUGUCAUAAUUUUUGUCCUGGAAUAUUAGUGAUUUAUGUUGGGAUUUUUUUUUAUCAUGAUACACCAAACAUUACAGUGAAUUAAAACACCUGCAAACAUCUUUUUUCUAUAUGCAUUUUAUAUUUCAGAUAUGCGUCUAAUGCAGGGGGAUGAAAUAUGCCUGAGAUACAAAGGGGACCUGGCACCACUGUGGAAAGGGAUUGGUCACGUGAUCAAAGUUCCAGAUAGUAUCCUUUCUCUUAACUCUCAACUUAUAUACAAAUUGUAAUUUUAAUAGAUCACCAUUAUGCUGCCAUGUCUUAUCUUGAUGAAUUAUAUAAAAACACCAAAUAUGUACUAAUAUAAUGUGGACACAAAUUAAAAAUGGGAAAUGGGUAAGUAUUGCACUCACAAAACUUCUAUUGAUAAAAGGCAUAUAAUUAUUUCAAUCUUCUCCUUUGCACAGAACUCGAAUAGCAGCACCACAUGUAAAGAAAGAUUAAAAAAUGGGACACACAGAGUAGAUUUUAAACAUAAAAUCACUCCAUUUCUUACAUUGCAUUUACAGGAUUUAAAAUCAGUAAUGGCCUUUCAUCCUCUCAACUGAAGAUCCCAGAUGACCAUAAAAUUGAUAAACGCAGCAUUCAAAAUUACAAUAAAUAACACAGAAUAAAUAUUAUCUUGAUGAAUGUCUUAUCCUAAAUUGUUAGAAUUUAAUUGUGCGUCAAUGUCACAACUUUCCAUUAAUAUUUUUUUUUACAACACUAUAGGGUCAAGAACACAAACAUGUAUUCCUGACCCUAUACUGUUAAAACCACCAUUUAGGUGGCUUUCCUCUCCUUUCAAAACUUAAUAAAACUCACCUUAUUCCCAGUGCCACUGACCCGGCCCCUAAUCCGCUUCAUUAGCAGACAUCAGAAUUGAGAUUGGCAAGGUGGAGCGUCGGGAGCAGGACCAAACGUCACCUUGGCCAUUCAGCACCUCCUUAUUGAGAUGCAUUGAAUCAUGCAGAGCAUGGAGACGCUUAAUUGCAGCACUGCCCCAGGAAGCACUUCCAGUGGCCAUCUGAGGAAUGACCACCAAAUGUGUCCCUGGGGAGCAAUGUUAACACUGCCUUUUCUAUGAAAAGGCAUUGUUUACAUGAAAAUGCAUUUAGGGACCAUAUACUCGGCAGAACAACUACAUUAAGCAACAAGUAGUUGUUCUGGUGACUAGUGUCCCUUUCAGCACUUCUAUGACAUGAACACACGCCGACCCUUGACUCUGCAGUAGCUCUUCUGUGAACUAUUUUGCAACACAUUUCCAUGCCUGGUUCACAGCUUAGCACUAUAUAAUGUCAUUAGGAAAAAAGGUGGAAUCUUAGCACAGUUGACAAAGGAAAAAAAAAUCAAGAUUGUCAUAUUCUCUACAAUAAGCUCUAGGGGUUAUUCCACUUGGAGUGUUUCUUAUAGACAUGUUAAGAAUUCUUUCCACUGCAAACAAAUACAUAACUUUAUAGAGUAGAACAAUAAGUUAUCAGACCAUAGUAAAUAUCUGGUAUAUGAACCAAAGGUCUGUGUUUGUUUUGUGUUGCUUAUUAAAUCAGUUUCUAUGUAAGGGUGUGAUUAUUUCCUUAACUGAUUUGCCUAGAUUAUGGUGAUGAAAUUGCCAUUGAAUUAAGAAGUAGUGUUGGUGCACCAGUGGAGGUCACUCAUAACUUCCAAGUGGAUUUUGUGUGGAAGUCUACUUCAUUUGACAGGUAUGAUGCAUAGAUAAUAUUUAAUUAUCAACUAUAAAAUGUUUGUGUUUGGUUUAGUCUUCAAGAAAAAAAAUUUGAAGGUUUUAGAGAAAUCUAAAUCUGGUGAAUUGUAAGCCAAUCCAAAUCCCAUCUAUUCUAUCUUAACUAAUUUGGUGUCAAAGAUCACACCAUGCCUUCUUAUAAUUGUAUUUUGAUGCUUGAUCUUUAAAUAUGAUUGAUAUUCUUGUAAUUAGAAUGCAGAGCGCCUUGAAGACUUUUGCCGUAGAUGAAACAUCUGUUUCUGGCUACAUCUACCAUAAACUCCUGGGACAUGAAGUUGAAGAUGUGAUUAUUAAAUGCCAACUCCCAAAAAGGUUUACAGCCCAAGGACUUCCUGAUCUUAACCAUUCACAGGUAAUUUUACAGUCUUUCACAAAUCAUUAUUGUAAUUGUAUUUAUUUUUUAGAUUUUGUGACAUUGACACUACACUGAUAAAUGUAGACUACAUUAUGCUUAAACUGAUAUUUUUAAAACACAUUUAGGAUCUGUUCAGAUAAUAGGUUCAUGUGAGGCACCACUCUUGCAGUGCAAUGCAAGCAGCUCACAUUCGCAUCAACAUGGUUUAAAUUUUAGCCCUAGUGAGUAAAAAAUUCACCUCUGGUGAGUGCGCCAUGGACCCUCAGGGCACAUAACUUUUGAGGACUGUCUUAGGAUUUGAAGUUGUAAGCCAUCAUUUAAAGCAUGUAGAAAAACUGUGGAACAAUGUUUUAGAGAGCGUAAUUGAUGGGAGUUUACAGAUUUCCUCUUACAACAGUGGUGACCCUUCAGUUUCUGAACUACUGAUUUAUUUCUCAACAAUUUCACAUUUGUCUCUGUGCUGCAAUCAUUCAUAUGAGGAAGCCUUGUGGAAACAUAAUCUUGCUUGUAACUGUAUGGUACAUUGUGAGUGUUCAGUGAAAAUAUUGUUUUGUGUUUUUGUUUUUUAAUGCAAGCAUGUAAUACAGUAAAAAUAGAAGUGAAGAUGAAGGGCUGCUGCAUAGAUACAAUUAUUGUUGCUUUUGUAAAAGGACUAUGAAAAGUACAUUUUUAAAUUGCAAAUAGGCAAAUUGUGCUUUUAUAGCAUUGAAAUCUGUUAGCAUUAGCAUAAUGAGUUUUUCUUUGUUAGGUCUUUGACUCGUGUUAAUACAGUCUAGCUUUAAUAUUAAAUAGUUGGAUUGCAAUCCAAGUGGUUUUAACAUUUUGCUACUGACAGGUUUAUGCUGUGAAGACUGUUCUGCAACGACCACUCAGUCUUAUACAGGGCCCCCCUGGAACUGGAAAAACUGUAACUUCUGCUACCAUUGUGUACCAUCUGGCUAGACAAGGAAAUGGGUGAGUUCAAGAAUGCCGCUCUACUGUGCUUUUAUUUUACAAUAAUUAGCCUUGGUGCUCCAGGUUCCACUUCUUGCUAUUGGAAGGUUUCAGUUCUGCUUACCAUGGCAAUAUUUACACUAAAGCUACAAAGGAGCAGGGCAAGAUUAUGGCAAAUGACUCAGUGAUCUCAUACAAGUAAGUUUUCCUGAACAGUAGAUACUGGAGUAGAUGCCUGGUAUCUCAGCUAUAUUACCAUCUCCUGUCCUUAUGGGAUGCUUAAUGUCCCACACCUCUUGCGCUGGACUGACACUGGAUAUUUUCUGAUAUCUACAGCAGCAUGGGUAUUGUCCCAAACUACCUUUGUGUGAGCAAUUCUGACUCCUAUCAUAUGCUUUAUUCUUCCUGUGCUAUUCCUCCCAUACAAAAAUCUUACAUUGUAAAUUUUCAUAUAUGCAUAUCUUGGUUCACGCUGUUCUUUAUGUGACUUGUUGUCUAAUUGCAAUCUAGCUCCUGUGUGAUGGGAGAAAAACAAAUGUGCAAUUGGUAAGCCUACAUGGCAUAUGACAAUAUGAAAAAUUAACAAAUGUAAAUCUCUAAUUUUUGUUAGUAUGCUCAUGUGAUAAGACCAGCUGACAUAUGGCAAAAAAUAAAAAUAAGCAGUUCCUGCAUAUUCAUUUCAGAAUUUUCUCCUCCCCCCACCAUUUAGACCAGUCUUGGUUUGCGCCCCUAGCAACAUUGCAGUGGAUCAGCUAACUGAGAAAAUCCACCAGACUGGCCUCAAAGUUGUCCGUUUAUGUGCAAAAAGCCGUGAAGCUAUUGACUCACCUGUGUCCUUCCUUGCUUUGCACAACCAGAUUCGCAAUAUGGAGAGGUAGGUGCUCAGCGGACUGCUUGAUUUGUAAAAAGGAUACGGUUGUUUUGUGGAAAUCUGCCUCUAUUCAUAAUAUAAAUGUGCAAGUAACUGACGGCUAUCUGGAAGGUCACCUACCUUUACAAUAAUGUCUCAUGUAAUGUAAGAGUAUCCAACAAAAAUUCAGGUGUUUCAUAAAAGCCAGCAGAUGUUUAUCAGAGAACUUCAUAAAUAGCAAGGCAAACCAAAUGUAAUAAAGUGGCAAAUUGCUGCUACAAUAUACACUUGUUUUUUCAGGUUCCUAAUGAAAACCUCAUAACACAUGGAUGAACAGAUUUCUGUUUGGAAAUGGUUAUAGAAUACUGUAUGUUUAUAGACCUAUUUAUUUUAUUUUCCAUGUCCGUUAGGACAAACCAUGCUGACCUGCAUCCUUAAAUUUAGAUUUAUUUUUAUGAUGCUUACAAACAAGUUUGCAGGCAUUGCUGGGUUUAGCUAAUGUUUAUAAAAGUUUAGUUAAUACGCAUGUGGGUACCAUCCUCAAGUUAAAAUGCAAUGUUGGGUUUACAUGUUAGGAUUUACUGUCAGUUCUGUCAAAUUUCAGUUUUGGCUGAAUACUUUUGCCUGUUAGAUUCAGUUUAAUAUGUUAAGUUUAUUUGAAUCUAUUUAAAGUAUGCCCGAGCUUCAGAAGUUACAGCAGUUGAAAGAUGAAACUGGAGAGCUUUCUUCGGCUGAUGAGAAACGCUAUCGUGCCCUGAAGAGAACUGCUGAAAGGGAACUUCUUAUGGUAAAUCCUUAAUCCUGUUAUGUCUGCAUUAGUUUACACUUACAUUUGUGUAGUGUCACUUUGUUAGGCAAGUCAAUGACUGAAUUUGAGGGGCAUGCUUUGCAGUAAAUAAGACCUAAAAUAGCAUAUAUAUUUUUUAUCUUUUAGAAUGCUGAUGUGAUCUGCUGUACAUGUGUUGGAGCCGGGGAUCCCAGGCUUGCAAAAAUGCAAUUUCGUUCAAUCCUCAUUGAUGAAAGUACUCAAGCUACUGAGCCUGAAUGCAUGGUGCCAGUUGUUCUUGGAGCAAAACAGGUAAGUCGCAGUAACAUUGCAAUAAUCACAUGAGGAAAACUAUUUCAUUAAUGCUAGUGUUUAGAAACAUUGUUCACAUUGUCUUUUUUCUUUUCUUUUUUUUUUUUUAAAGUUGACUACAUAAGCAAACCUUAAAAUAUUGUUACUAUAAAUUAAAAAAUAAAUGUGUAAGUCUUGAAAAACAUUUUGUUCAAUUAAGCAAAACCAUAGUUGGCUAAAGAUGUGUGCUGUUUUAUUUAAUCUGUGGAGAUCCUUAUAUUAAUGUUUUGUUGUUCAGCUCAUUUUAGUGGGUGAUCACUGCCAGCUUGGUCCAGUUGUUAUGUGUAAAAAAGCAGCAAAAGCAGGAUUGUCCCAAUCUCUGUUUGAGAGACUUGUGGUUCUUGGAAUUCGACCUAUUCGUCUGCAGGUCCAGUACAGAAUGCAUCCUGCACUUAGUGCAUUUCCAUCCAACAUAUUUUAUGAAGGCUCACUUCAAAACGGUGUUACUGCAGGUACGUUUUAUACAUCUUAAUAGUUUUAAAGGUUUAGUCCAAGCCUCCUAACCAGUAUAGCCUGCAGUAGUGUUAUGGUGCCAGGAGUACCCUGGCCCUGUUUCCUGGUAAUGGGUAAACCAUUUUACUACAGUUUGCCCCUUUUACCGAAGUCCCCGCCAGGCGCUGAGGGUCGUACAGUGGAUAUUGACGACAUCUGGCUUCUGCGGAGUUGCAAAAGUCCAUCCCGCUGCCUCUUGUUUAGCUUAGAGCCUCAGCCUUUCUCAGUCAAUUAAUGCACUUCUGUGCAUAGAGAUGUGCACAGAAUUGACAUUAACGAGCCUGGAAUAUUUAUUUUGUGAUUGCUAAUGAAACACAUUACGAUUCUGAAAGUGGAGGUACAUCUCAACACGAAACACUGCACAUGCAGACUCCAGGUAAUGAUGUGCUUGGAAGUAAACCUUUAAAUACCAAGCUUUACAUUAUUAUUUCCCCCCUUUACCUGGCUGAGCAGACCUGUUGGGUCAGAUUCUAUUGUUACCUGACCAACUACUGUUGAUCCUUACUCGCUCAGACAAAUAAUGGCAUAACCCUAUGUGUACUUCAAAUCAACAGCAUCUACCCCUGUCAGUGUGUGUCUGCCUGUUCUCUCUCCUGCAUUCCUCCCUCAACUUUAACUGUAUUGGUUAUAUUUUAUUUAUUGUCUUCCAGUAUGUACCAUGCAGACAGCCUUCUAUGUUGUAGUGCUUCAGGACCCUGUGUAAUAGCAGCACAUUUACGGUCACAACUAUGUAGCUAUGUCUUUCUCCUGUCACUUUAUAACCUUUAGUUUGUUUGUUCUGCUCAGGUUGUUGUUUCCCUCCCUCAGUUCAAACAGAAAGUAAAGGUUACAAAUUGUCAUUUUGUUUUUGUGCGUCUUACACUAGUAGCAGGCCUAAAAGUUGCUUGCCACUGCUAGUCUGGACACUGAAAGGGCACACUUAUCAGGGGUUCCUUUUUACUUGCCAGGACUGAAUUGUCCUUUGAUAGUGGCUGGUGGAAAAUUUGCGCUAUCAGUAUUUUUUCUUCUUUUCCUCAGCUGAACAAAUAGUAAUUUCUCCUUCAACAUAAAUUAUGAAAAUAAAUGCUGCUUAAAUUAUUUUGCCAUGAAAUUAAUCUGUUCAUGUGAAUCUAAUUUUAGCUGACCGUGUGAAGAAAGGAUUUGAUUUCCAAUGGCCACAGCCAGACAAACCAAUGUUCUUUUAUGUGACUCAGGGGCAAGAAGAAAUUGCCAGCUCAGGCACCUCUUACCUGAACAGGUUUGUACAGUUGUCUCAUAUUGUGUAUAAAAAUAUCUGUAAUAAAACCAUAACAUGGUGUAUUCAGCAGCUCCCUCAUUUUGUUUCCCAAAAAAACACAGAACAAUUAAAAACCAUUGAGGAGCAUGAUGAAUUAUUCUGUCAUGGAUGUUCUUCCCUUAAGGACCCAUGAUGGAAUAAUUCUGUCAUGCAAUUUUGUUUAAAAAAAUUUUUUGCCAGCAAGAAAUGGUCAUAUUAUACCUCGGUCUCCCUUCUAUCAGCUGGGGACAGAAUAAGUGACCAAUGCGCUGCAUACCCUAACAUAGCGAUUGUGUGCGGUGUGCUUUUUAUUUUUAAGAAUGGUUUGACUUCAUGGCUGAGCAUUAUGAGCUGACCCUCUGCUGCAUGGCAGCACUUAAUUCAUAAGAGCGUGUUUUUACUGCUGAGAGAAGGGAGCCGUGCCUGGUAGUCACCAUGAGGUGAAACAAUUAAAUCAAACUUACUUUAAAACAAUUUUGACUACAUUACCGUUCGUUUGUCUUCUUACAUGUGGUUUGGGGCAAGGGCGCUUCUGCAUAUGAAAGAUAAUGCUCUAUUACAAUUUUCAAUAUGUACUAUUUUUGUUUUCAUAGAACUGAAGCUGCUAAUGUAGAGAAAAUCACUACAAAGCUUCUCAAGGCAGGUGCUAAACCAGAUCAGAUCGGUAUAAUUACUCCAUAUGAAGGACAGCGCUCAUACCUUGUUCAAUACAUGCAGUUUAGUGGUUCAUUACACACCAAGCUCUACCAGGUAUGUAUAGUACCUUCAAAACAGAUCUUGGCUACUGCAAGCACUUCAACUGUUUCUCUUGAUGUAAACAAAUUUUUCUAAAAUUAAAUGGCUAUGGGUUAGUUUUAACAUACAAGGGGGUGGUGUUGAUAAAACAUGUGUUUUACCAUGCACAUUUUGAUGGUAAUAUUCCUUUAAAGAUAUACUUUUUUGUUUUGUGUAAUUGCUUUUAAUUUUUCCCCUUUUUAAAAAAAAAAUGUUAGUUUAUUUUCCUAAACUUGUUAUGAUCAUGUAAUCAUAUGUCAACCCUUCCGAAAACCUGCCUUGUUAAGUUACUAUAUAUCAGUCAAAUUCCAAACUGCACAAGUAAAACUGUAUUGAAUCUGUAGGUGGUGGUUUCCAGUUCUGCUUUGUGACCUCCAUAGUGCCUUAUGCUGUAUAUCUUGGUGGCUUUGCAGCAGCUAAAUCCUACCUGGUCUGUUUUCAUACUCAUGAAAACACAGGAUUAUUCACUAAAUGUUGAAAAAUUGUGCAAAUUAACUCUUGCAAAACUGAGGGGGAAAUAACCACUCUGGGACCAUUCAAUUAAUUUGAGAAAAUUAAGAGUUUAGCAAAUAACGCUAUGUGUCUGCAUUAUCAUUCAUUAUAAUUUCUUUUAACUUUCUUUUCCUAUUUGUACAUUGGUCUGGUUUCUUAGACCGCAUCUGGUAAUUGUAUAAUACUGUUUGUUUUUGUAGGAAGUGGAAAUUGCUAGUGUGGAUGCAUUUCAGGGAAGAGAGAAAGACUUUAUCAUUCUUUCCUGUGUCAGGGCCAAUGAGCAUCAAGGAAUUGGGUUCUUAAAUGAUCCUCGUCGUCUAAAUGUGGCUUUGACUAGAGCACGGUAAGGUUUCUUUCGCUCAGCUUUUUGAAUAGCGAGUUAAACAUAAAUUUAAAAUGGAUCUGUUUUCUCAAAUGUACCUUUCUGACAUUGUUUCUUCUCCUCUUUCAAAAUCAUUUCCUCAUUUCUGACUAAUUUCUCUUUAGUAGUGACUACUUUGCCUGAUGUAUUUUUACCUAUGCUUGACAAAAGGUGGAGCUUAAAGCAAGCUCUGCUUCCACUGUCAAUCUAACAGGAUGUGGAGCUUUCCUUAACUUAAUAGUACCAUAACCAGGGCUUAAAUAUUGAACUUCCAUAUUACUUCACAGGUCUAAAAGUUAACUUGCCACUGCAGAGCUCCUCUUUCUGUGGGAUCUCUGGAAAAGGACAGGGUAGCAACUUCCUGUAACAUGGCGUCUGAUAUAAACGUUUGUAAUGAUGUAUUAUUACAUUUGCUAAGAUUAAUUCUUAUUUUAAGUGUGUUUGCACAUGUAGGUAUGUUAAACUGAUCUUGCCCUGCUAUAUAUAUAUAUAUAUAUAUAUAUAUAUAUAUAUAUAUAUAUAUAUAUAUAUAUAUAUAUAUAUAUAUAUAUAUAUAUAUAUAUUUAAAAAAAAACAAAAACAAACAAUUAAGUGCGAUCAGGUGUGCAGCCAAUGUUAAUAGGCUGCUGCUUUUUUGGCACUAUGGAAAAUCUGUUAAUAGGGAGUCAGUGCAUGACAUACUUGCCAUGGCUAAGUUUUAGCUCACUAGUGGAGGAGUAGAACUUUUGAGCUCCGCCAUAACCAUUAUAGCUCACACAUGUUAAAGCGCCUAAACUGCCCAUUUAACAGUGGUAAAGCACCACAUACAUACAUUAUGACAAACUACUUCCUGGUGACAGUGAAAAUCCAGAUCCUGCUUUUUAAUCAAUGUUUUGAUCCUCGUGGAACAUUUCAAGUCCUGGUAAAAUACUGUAAGGACCAAAAUUUGUGGCAAUAGCAUUAAAAGGGUGAUUUGUGGUAUAUUUCCUUAUUAGGCCUCUGAUUGUUUUUCAGGUACGGAGUAAUUAUUGUGGGAAACCCAAAAGCUCUCUCUAAGCAACCCCUGUGGAACCAUCUGCUGAACUAUUACAAGGAACAAAAAGUUCUUGUCGAAGGACCACUGAACAACCUCCGAGAGAGCCUCAUGCAAUUCAGCAAGCCACGCAAACUCGUCAAUACCAUUAAUCCAGUAAGCAUUUUUUUAGCAGUCAUAGUUUCAAUGUACUUUCAAACUUUGUUCUUUCUUAAUAUAGCAGUCAUAAUGCAAGAAAACUGUUAAGACACUGUGCCGGUACGUAACUACUUUAAAUAGUCUUUAUUCAAGGGAUCCUGUAGUGCCAGGAAAACAAACCCGUUUUUCCUGGCACUAUAGGCUCCUGGAGUGCCCUCCGUCCCGUGGGGCUGAAGGGGAAACCAGCGUCGGCGGGAGAGACCGCAUGCGCAGCAAUGGCCGCGCGCGCAUUAGACCUCCCCAUAGGAAAGCAUUAUUCAAUGCUUUUUUUAUUGUGAAAAUCUGACGCUGGAGGUCUGUGAUGAUGUCCAGCGUCGGAUAACGCACCAAAUGUCCGUUUGGAUUCCUGAAGCCUUCUAGUGACUGUCUGUUAGACAGCCACAGAAGGCAGACUAAGAGCUGCAAUGUAAACAUUGCAGUUCUCUGGAACUGCAAUGUUUUAUAUUGCAGCACUAGGUGCAAAAGGGUCACAGCACCCAGACCACUUCAGUUAGCUGAAGGGGUUUGGUUGCCUCUCGUGUCCCUUUAACUCCAUUUAAAUGUUUAUUUUAACAGUUUAGUAGAUAUACCCCCAAAGAAACCAUGCAUGUAUUUUCUGUGGGUAAUAUGUUAUACACAGCUACGGGGCUCCCUUUUCCCCCGGCACAAACUGUUUCAGCAGAGGUUUAUAAAAAUUAUGAUUUCAAUGGAAAUUGGCACUUUUACAAACUGUCACAAAUGACAGACUCCAGACACACACAGCAAGUGGAGGUUCUGGUUGUGUUCAUUUGGAUACGCUUUAUACUUUUGCCAGUUCAGAGCAAGUAAACAGGAAUGCAUAGUACAGAUGUUGUGGAUAUGACAUAAUUUGGUAUUUUAUCUCUGUACUGGCUGCUGUGGCUUUUUAUACUGGGUAAUGUGACAUGCAGCUAGAUCACUCCUCAAGUUGCAUUGCAUACUUAUGAGUAAAUAGAUCAAAGACGUUUCUAAACCUGAUUAAAUCUAGCAUUGCCAGCAUGCUGCAUGUAGUAGUGGAAAAACAUAUUAAGUUAUGGUGCUUAACACUAACAACCAAAGAAUACCUAGUAGUACACUUGGGAAACCUAUGGUAAUGUAGAGGAAGAAUCUACACACCCAUUUUAAAAUAUAAUAUGUUGGAUACUACGUGGGUAAAAAGAAUCAUCAAUAUCCACACUUUAGAAAAUAUUUAAGGAUGUGAGGGCUUAAAGGACCACAUCACGUCGGCUUUCUAAAGUGUUUUAUGUGUGAGGUAUCACCCCCCCACACCACCCGCAUACCUCCUUCUCAGAUCAAAAUGCUGUACUGUCGGGACUUAUGAGAUCUGCUGCUUUUACAAGCUAUUUUGUACCUUCAAUGAUAAAUGCAUAAUUAACUGUAUGCAUGUUUUCAUUGGCAGCAUAUCUACUCCUCUGAUCUCCUUUAAUGUGCACAAAAUGCAUUCACUCACACAUUAGUGUUUCCUGCACAUUUUCUCUGAAAUAUUCCUGACAUGAACAAAUAAGUGUUCUGUGUACUUUUCUAUGAUUUUUUUUUUUUUAUUCACUUAACUCUCCCCCUAUCCUCCUACCCUAUUUUACAUCAAAGUUGUUAAGGCUAUUCUAGUAAAUAGCAAAUUAUUUUCAGUAUUUGUACCUUUACUUUCAGGGUGCCCGUUUCAUGACGACUGCUAUGUACGAUGCUCGUGAAGCCAUCAUUCCUGGUUCAGUUUAUGAUAGAAGCAGUCAAGGUAUCAUUUAGCACAUUGUCUUCCAACAUACCACCUUACUACUGCUAGUAGUGAAAUAUAGAAUAUUGUUUAUGUAGAUCAUAUUGCAAAAUCGUCCAAAGUUGAAAGGUAAUGCAUUUAAGAAACCACAACAUUUGUUUGCUUUCCAGGACGACCGUCCAAUAUGUACUUUCAGACCCAUGACCAAAUUGGCAUGAUCAGCUCUGGGCCUAGUCAUGUCACUGCCAUGAACAUUCCCAUACCAUUCAAUCUGGUCAUGCCUCCAAUGCCACCACCUGGCUAUUUUGGACAAGCCAAUGGACCAGCAGCAGGUAUGUUCUUCUCAAUGUUAUACUAUCCCUGUUUGUUUUUCCAAAGGUUCUCAGUAGAUGUGUUGUGAAGUGCUGGCUUCACCUGCUUACAUGUAGAAAUAGUGCAAAAUCGUUCAAUUACUAGACUAGCAGGAAGUCUCCAUGAGAGAGACGCUAGGGUGCUGGUGCAGAUGUACAUUUGUAUAAUUUUUUUUAAAGUAAGUGUUUACUUGGCAGUGAAUUGAAAGCCUAUUUGGAAAACCCAAGCUAAAAUAAAUGAGAUGUCACUGCGUGUUAUUUUGGCCUAAUUUCUUAAUUCAAUUUUCAUUUCACAUUUAUUCACUUGCCUGUAUAUAAAUCUCCAUUGUCUGCAAAGUAAUAAACAUUGCCCUCAUUAGCAGCCUCUCCUUGUAGUGUAUUCUCAUCAAUUAUAUUAUUUACUAAAUAUUUAUAUAUAGGUCGUGGGAUGACAAAAGGAAAAGCAACUCGUGGUGGGCGCCAGAAACAGCGUGGAAUUGGACUUCAAGGCAUGAGCCAAGGAAACAUGCCAAAUAGUCAGGCAAGCCAAGAUGUUGUGUCCCAGCCAUUUUCUCAAGGCCCUCUUACCCAGGGUUAUAUAUCCAUGAGCCAACCAUCACAGAUGAGCCAGCCUGGUCUUUCUCAACCAGAAUUAUCACAGGUAUUGCUUGAGGACCUUUUUGAGGACAUCUGUUUGUCAGUAAUGUGGCAUCCUAAAUAUUCUAUUGUGACUUGGAUGACAAUGCGUAUAUGUUCUUAAUAUUUUAGGAUAGCUACCUUGGUGAUGAAUUUAAAUCUCAGAUCGAUGUUGCAUUAUCGCAAGAUUCAACUUACCAGGGAGAGCGUGCAUAUCAACAUGGAGGUGUGACUGGGCUGUCACAGUACUAGCGUGUAAGUUUGAUUAUAUUUUAGUCAUAUUUAUCAGUCUUUUGGUUAAAUGUAUUUAGGGUCUCAACAUUUUAAGAGUUGUGAAAUGUAAUUACAAAAUAAAGUUGAACCUUGGCAUAUAAAAAAAAAGAAAUCCAUGUUCCUGGAAAAAAAUACCCAUAUUUGUCCUACAGUUGUCAUUCUGUAAUGUUAUAAGAUACUUGUACCUGUUACUUGGUCAUACCAAUGUGCAGCUGCACUAUAUAAAAUGAAUGAAAGAAUAUUUUAGUUUCAGAAAUUUGUCUAGCGCAUUGUAUAGAUUAAAUAGUAAUAGCUGCAGUACUACGGUAUUUUAUAAUCUUUUGUGACACACAUGCUUUAGUUUCAGUCAACCAUCACUAGUCAAAUUAGUGUCAUUACUAAUGAAUAUAACAUUUGCAGAAAACAUUGUGUGGUUGUGAUGAUCAACAAUUUUUCAUAAAGCUUCACCUACUGUAUCAUGGAAUUCAGAAAGCCAGUGGGGUUGUAUAGAUUUGAGGUGGCAAGCACGAGAUUUAAUAAAGUGUACUGUUACUUAAUAUGAGAAAUUGUAUUUUGUCCUUGGAAUAUAGUGCUUUCAUUUUUAACAAAGCUUGUUUCUUUUCUAAUAUGAAGGUUGAAGACGAGCUAAGCCUGUGUGGAACUUAGUUCAUCCACAUUUUAUUCUGAGUAAUAAAAAAAUAAAACGGAUACCUGUUUUCCACUGCUAAAACUGAAGCACCACUGUGAGAGCAACAGGAGAGAGAGGAACGAGAGAGGAAUAAAAAAAAAUCUAAAAUAUCGAGAGAGAGAGAGAGAGAAAAAAGCGAGUGAGACCACUGCAAGCACACUGAGACGAGGAGAACGACAGGAGAAGAUGUACAUCAGUGGAGCCACAUCCGCCUAAAGAUGGGAUAGGUAGUACAUGGGGGGACCAUUACCAUUGUUAUCCUAGUAAAUUUGAAUGGCCAGCCAAGCCAAUGUCCCUACCAUAGCUUGGGCAAGUGCUGGUGAAAAGACCUUUAACAUUUUUCCAUUUAGCUCAAAUGAGGUACAUGGGUACCAUUUUAUUAUAGCUGGAGAAAAACAAUUCCUUAUCUCGGAGUUGUUGUUUGUUUCUAUAAGGACUCUAGAAAAACAGGGUCACGUUUUUUUCGUUUUAAGCCAAAAUGUUUGCUACUCCUAAAUGAACCACCAUGUAAUUGGAGAACUCAACUUCGAGAUGUAGGGUUGAUUUUCAGACUGGCUUGGAGAAAUAGGUGGUCAUUAUCAUGUCUCUUCCUACAGGCUCUGUCACUAAUGAAUGGUUUAAAGAAAUUCUUUCUAGAUACAAGAAAGUGCUGGGGUUUUCCUUAGUUUUGUAUCUGAUUGCGGUGGACCUUAAAGUACUGCAAAACUUUGUGGGUUUUUUAGUAUAAAAAAAAAUCCACCACUAACAGGGACUUUCAGCGUUAAGAUGCAGCAAAUGCCUCUCUUUCCUAAAGCAGUGUAGCAGAGCAAUGGAGUAUACACACUCCCUUAAGGAGAGGGGUUUUUUUUCAGUGUUUUUCUGUAUGCUUUGAUUGGCUACUGUCUGGACUCUACUCCACAAAAUAAACAAAUCUUUGUUUAGGUGAAUUGUAUGCUUGAAAAGGGACGGGUUUCCUGAGCCCUUCGGCCCCCACCCAUCACGGAAAGAAAGCCAGGCUAGCCUGCUAAGAACUCCCCUCCCAGAAAUGGAUGUAGUAGUGGAAAUUGGGGAUUAUAUAGGUUUGAAAGUCAAGUUUUUCGCAAUAGUUUUUGAAACUGGUGGACAAGCAGACUAGAAGGCAGGCAAUGUGGAAGGUGGCCUAUUGUCAUUGUGUAUCACUGGAAACAUGCUUGGUGCUUUUGGAGAGGGGCUGACUGGACUUGGCCUUUUAGACCAUUGUAUGCCAGAAAUGGACUCAAAACUACAGCUCAAGCUCUCAUGUUAAGAUUGUUUUGUCAGAGAGACGUUUACUAGAUCAAUAAAAUCUGAUUUCUAAAAUAUUUCCAGUUAAUAUAUAGUAAUCAAAUGCAUUAUCUUCACUCUUAGACUCUUUAGCUUCUUGUAAUAUUUCUAAUUACCCAUCUUAGGUCAUUUGAAAUAGUUACAGUUAUACAUAUGCUGUUGUAGUGCAGCAAUGUUUUGAAAUUUAAUUUAGCCAGCUGCAUCGGUAAAAAAUUUUUUGUAAUUGUAAUAAAUUUGUUUUCCCCAGGAAGUAUUUUUAGUGUUCCUCCCCUAUAGCAUUUUGUUCAGCUACUAUGUACUGCUCAGUUUCUAGGUUGAAUUGAUUAUAUUAAAAUUCUCUUGUAUAUUUAAGAAUGAAAAAGAAUCAUAGCAGUGACAUCUGCAAUUGUUUUUCAUGUAUAUAUACAUAUAUAUACAUAUCUAUCCAGAAACCUGCAGUCAUCUAAAGAAACAGAAACAUCUUGUAUAGCUGCUGAUAAUCAGGUUUUAUGCACACGCUGUGCAUUCAAUAGAUAAGGCUCUGGUCACCUUCCUUCCUGCAAGAUGGACUUUUAUUUAUUAACAUUGCUGAAGGGCUCUUUUAAUUUUCUUUCUUUUUUUUUUUUGUCCAUUGUCCACGCCUCCCUUAACCUUUUCUGUAACCCCACCUUGUGAGUAAAUGCAUAGUUAGUAUAAUAUUACUGUGUAUAAUCCUUUUUGUGCAAUGCUGAUCAACAAGUAGCAUAAACUCCUCCCUUCUAUGUCACUGGCUGGAAUGCUUCUGCUAGCAAUGUUUGUUUUUUUUUGUAGCAGCUUAUUGAGUUUUAACAACCCAUGAACAUUUGUGCUCGCACAAUGUCUUUUUCUUUUUUUUUUUCCUUUUUUGAUUUGUCUAAACUUGUUUUAAAUCUGUUCAUUAUGAAUUAAAUGAUUAAUAAACAGCCUUUCAAUUGUGUUUGGUGUUAAUAUUCCUCACAAUCACAACAAUCUCCGCCAAUCCCGUCUUUUCCUAAUGGAAAUGGAGAUCAUCACUUCUGAUGUCAGCCAAGGAGGUGGGUUGGGGGCGGAGCAAUUGCCACCAUGGCCAAACAGUAUUACCUCAUAGAGAUGCAUUGAAGCAAUGCAUCUCUGUGAGGAGGGUUGAGACACUUGGC
Molecule: messenger RNA, 30645 nt
Organism: Pelobates cultripes (western spadefoot toad)
Lineage: Eukaryota; Metazoa; Chordata; Amphibia; Anura; Pelobatidae
Source: the annotation of a GenBank genome assembly